AUGAAGCCCAUUACACAAGACUGCUUCAUAUCGGGGCAUCCGGUCCAGCUAGAGGUCGACACCGGCUCUAGAGAUAAUUUCAUCUCCUUGAGCACAUGGCGCCUGCUCAACAGCCCCAAGAUGGCACCAACAAGCAGCCAAUACCGGUGUGCCUCUGACCAAGACCUUCCUGUCCUCGGAGUCUUCACAGCUCCGACUACGCUGGCUAAGGACGACAAACCCAAACAACAAAAGUUCGUCGUCACCCGUCUGCAGCUGAACCUCCUCGGUCGAGAAUCAUGCAGAAGCCUAGGUCUAUCCCUGGACCAGCUCCUGUACAACAAAGUCAGCAAGGUCUUCCAGGACAUCAAGCCUGAUACGUCCCUGCAGAGCUCCUGCCAGCAACUAUGUCAGGAGUUCCCAGACUUGUUCAAGAAAGAGCUGGGGACACUCAAAGACUUCGAGCUGGAGGUUCGAUUCAAGCCAGACGUCCAGUCAGUUUUUCACAAGCCUCGCCCAGUCCCUAUUGCAGUACAGGAAGAUCUGGAUAGUGCCAUUCAAGCCGGCAUCAACAGAGGUAUCUGGGAGCCAGUCCAGUUCAACUCAUAUGGUACGCCAGUGGUAGCCUACCUAUCAAGAAGAAGUCUCCACAAGGUCAGAGCAGUAUCAGAGUCUGCGGUGACUACUCUGUCACUGUGA
This is a messenger RNA of Aplysia californica (California sea hare), 678 nucleotides long. RefSeq lists its product as uncharacterized. The transcript has a single exon. The record is from RefSeq and is a predicted model, not a curated record. Bases 1 to 678 code for a protein of 225 amino acids. Lineage: Eukaryota; Metazoa; Mollusca; Gastropoda; Aplysiida; Aplysiidae.